AUGGCGUCACUGACUGUCGUGGUCAAGCACCAGGGCAAAAAGUACGAUGUCGAAAUCGACCCCUCAUCGACUGGCGAAGACUUCAAGCUACAACUCUUUAGCCUCACCAACGUUGAGCCGGAACGACAGAAGAUCCUGAUUAAAGGUGGACAGCUUAAGGACGAUGCCGACAUGACCAAGCUCGGGCUUAAGCCCAACCAAGUCAUAAUGAUGAUGGGCACUCCCGGAUCCGGCGGCGGUGAUCUUGUGCGCCCCAAGGAUAGCAUCAAAUUUGUUGAGGACAUGACCGAAGCCGAACAAGCUCAGCAAGUCGGAGCUACCCCCGCCGGCUUGGUCAACCUGGGAAACACGUGCUAUUUGAAUUCGACUCUCCAAACGUUGCGAUCCAUCCCCGAACUUCAGACCUCGUUGCAGACAUAUAAGCCCAAUUCGUCUGGGCUGAUGGCAGGUAUGGCCUCGGCCGACUUGGCUUCGCAGCUGGCCAGUCUGUACAGGAAAAUGAGCGAGACGCAAGACGCAUUCCCGCCCAUGAACUUCCUCACCGCUCUGAGGGUUGUCUUCCCUCAAUUUGCAGAAAAGGCCAAAUCGAACAACGGCUAUGCUCAGCAGGACGCAGAGGAGGCUUGGUCGCAAAUUGUUCAGCAACUGAGCCAAAAGGUCAAGAUCAAGGAAUCAGAUGAUGCGCCGGAAAUUUCCUUUGUUGAUAAGUACAUGUCGGGCGAAUUUUCUUCAACCUUGGAAUGCGAUGAGGAAGAAGCCCGCAAUGGUGGCGAGCAAGUCAUGACAUCCAAAGACCAAUUUUACAAGCUCAACUGCCAUAUUGACGGAUCUACGAACCAUCUGCGUGACGGAAUUCUUGCUGCUCUGAGUGAGAAGCUGGAGAAGAAGUCGGAUGUCUUGGGCCGCGACGCUACUUAUACCAAAAAGUCCAAGAUUUCCCGCGCCCCCAAAUACCUGACUGUUCACUUUGUACGAUUUUUUUGGAAGCGAGAGACGCAGAAAAAGGCCAAGAUUAUGCGAAAAGUCACCUUUCCUCAAGAGUUGGAUAUUGUUGAAUUUUGCUCGGAUGAGUUGAAGAAGGCGUUGAUACCCGUGCGUGACAAAGUUCGUGAGGUGAGGAAGGACGAAGAGGAUAUUGAGCGGGCUCGUAAGCGCCGUAAGAAGAACAAUGACAAAGACGUGGGUGAUAUUCCCGGAGGAGCGGGUUUGCCUUCGGAGAGAGAGAAGAAGGAGAAGAAGGAAAAAGAGGCCGACAAGAAGCCCCAGACGUCUGCUGAUGGUGACACAGAGAUGGACGAGGCUUUCAAGACGGACGCGGAAAUUGACGCAGAGAAGGAUGCUGCACUUCUGGCUGCCAAGAAGGAACUGAAUUCGUUGAUCGACCCGGCACUUCGCAAUGACGACGGUGCAAACCAGUCAGGCCUAUACGAGCUCCGUGGCGUCGUCACCCAUCAGGGUGCUAGCGCGGAUAGCGGCCACUACACUUCGUACGUCAAGAAGUCAGCACCCGUUGACCCCAAGACUGGGGAAAAGGGUGAGGAGGACGGCAAGUGGUGGUGGUUCAACGACGACAAGGUGACUGAGGUUACCGUGGACAAGGUCGAGGCCCUGGCCGGCGGCGGCGAGUCGCACUCGGCACUGAUUUUGCUGUACAAGGCUGUUCCCUUGCCUUCAUCUGAGGGGACCAUGGAGUAG
Molecule: messenger RNA, 1695 nt
Organism: Metarhizium brunneum ARSEF 3297
Lineage: Eukaryota; Fungi; Ascomycota; Sordariomycetes; Hypocreales; Clavicipitaceae
Gene: ubp6
Product: Ubiquitin carboxyl-terminal hydrolase 6
Biological process (GO): proteasome-mediated ubiquitin-dependent protein catabolic process; regulation of proteasomal protein catabolic process; protein deubiquitination
Molecular function (GO): cysteine-type deubiquitinase activity; proteasome binding; protein binding
Source: RefSeq, a predicted model, not a curated record